GGUGUGACCGAGAGUUGGCAAAAUGAUUCAAUAUAUUCUGUUUUUUAAUUUAAUGAUAAUGAGUCAAGGUGAGACUGAAGAUUCGAUGCUGGUAAAUAUAGAACAAGGUCCUGUCCGGGGAUACAAGGAUCCUGGUGACGAUAUAUUUGCCUUUUAUGGAAUUCCUUAUGCAACUGCACCUACCGGAGCGGAUAAAUUUAAAGCACCGCUGCCACCUCCCACUUGGUCAGAACCAUUAGAAGCAAUUAACAAAAAUGUUAUUUGUUAUCAAAUGCAAAGUGCUUUUAUGGAGCAUAUAGUUGGUGUUCAGUUAGAAGAUUGUCUGAUAGCUAAUGUCUAUGUGCCAGAUAAGAAACGCGACAACUUGCCUGUUUUAGUUUAUAUCCACGGAGGGGCGUAUCAGAUAUUAUUUGGCAAUAUAGUUGUCAGUAAAAAUUUAAUACGAACGGAACCAAUGGUUAUAGUUAAUUUUAAUUAUCGACUUGGACCUCUUGGUUUUCUGUGUUUGGGUACACCAGAUGUGCCAGGUAACGCUGGCAUGAAGGAUCAGGUGACUGCACUUCGAUGGGUUAAGAGAAAUAUCGCCAGUUUUGGUGGAAAUCCCGAAGAUAUAACAAUAACAGGAUACAGUGCCGGGGCAUCAUCAGCAGAGCUUCAUAUGCUCUCACCAAUGUCUGAGGGUUUAUUUAAUAAGGUUAUACCAGACAGUGGCUCCAGUGUUGCACUUUACAGCGUUCCCGUAAAACCUGUUGAAAAUGCUAAGGCUUAUGCUAAAUUGUUGAAUUUUACUGCCACUGAUGAUGUGUUUGCUCUAGAAGAAUUUUAUAAAACUGUUCCCAGAGAGGUUUUGUAUUCCAUCGACGUGUUUAAACAAAAAGAUUCCACGUUCUUUUUUUCACCGUGUGUGGAACGCGAUGUAGGACAAGAAAUAUUUCUUGAUGACGCGCCUGUUAAUAUUUUAAAGGCCGGUAAACAAAAUAAGUUACCUAUGCUGUAUGGGAUUGCUGAAAUGGAGGGAUUAUUUAGGAUCCCCUUAUUUGAUUUUUGGAAAGAUGGUAUGAACGCAAAGUUCUCUGACUUCUUACCGGGUGAUCUCCAUUUUGAUAGUCAAUCAGAAAAAGAGGAGGUGGCAGAGAGAGUGAAAAAUUUUUAUUUCGGUCAUCAAUCAGUUGACGAAGACACUAUAUUUAGGUAUAUAGAUUAUUUUUCUGAUGUACUGUUCGGAUAUCCAACACUAAGGUCAGUAAAGUUGCAAGUGGAAUCUGGUAACAAUAACAUUUAUCUUUACCAAUAUGACUUUGUGGACGACAGUGCACCAUUAGUACCGUAUACAGAAGUGCGUGGGGCAAACCAUAUCGCACAGACCUUCGAUAUUGCAGAUCACAUUAUAUCAGAAAACAAUUUAUCUGAAGACUAUAAAAAUGCGAAGCAAUUGUUGAGAAAAAUUUGGGCAAACUUCAUAACAAAGGGUACACCGGUGUCAGAGGACUCUGGUCUUCCUAACUGGCCGCCUGCGCAAGAGAACGGAGGUCCACAUAUGAGUAUAGACAAAUCACUUAAACUCAAAGGUCCAUUAUUACAGCAACGGGCUCUCUUUUGGGACGACAUCUAUGAGAAAUAUUAUAAUAUUCCCUCUCCACCACCAACACCAUUCUAAGUAAAGUUGCCAUUAUAAAUGCAAUAAACAUAAUAAACAUUUUAUUUUACAAUCUUGUAU
Papilio polytes (common Mormon) is the source of this 1717-nucleotide messenger RNA. RefSeq names its product venom carboxylesterase-6-like. The transcript is spliced from 3 exons. The record is from RefSeq and is a predicted model, not a curated record. NCBI's taxonomy places the organism in Eukaryota, Metazoa, Arthropoda, Insecta, Lepidoptera, Papilionidae. The coding region runs from base 23 to 1657 and encodes 544 amino acids.